This is a messenger RNA of Dentiscutata heterogama, 1317 nucleotides long. NCBI's taxonomy places the organism in Eukaryota, Fungi, Glomeromycota, Glomeromycetes, Diversisporales, Gigasporaceae. The record is from the annotation of a GenBank genome assembly.
AUGAAUUUCCCAACGCAGCGGUACAAUCUUGCGCUUAGUUGUAUAUUCAACUAUUUAAAUCGCCGAGACCUUUGUGCUUGUUCGCUUGUAAGCAAAAAUUGGUGUCAAAAUGUCAGGACAAACAUUUGGAACAAGCCGGAUUUUAUUACUGAAGGAGCUACGUCUCUGCAAGCAUUUCAACAAUUUCUUAAAGCUAUAGAGACAAUUGCAAGUGAACAAACUAGGUCUUUAAUUCAAAUUAUUGAUGUUAGUCAGAUUCAAGAGUCGUUAUACGAAACUAUUGAUGAAAGUUGGUUGGCAAUAAUUAUGCAACGAUGUCCUAAACUACGUUCUCUUAUCAUUCGAGACUCUUCUUUUCUUACAACAACGUCGAUUCGUAAACUCUGCUCUAAUCUUAAACAGCCUCACGUAUUUCUUGAACAUAUAGAUCUUUCAAAUUCAAAAAAUAUUACAGAGAUAACGCUAAAAUCCUUAAUUCAAAAUUUUCCUGAACUUGUUCAAAUUACUCUUGACAAUUGCUCUGGUGUUUCCGACAGUUCUGUUUCUCAAAUUAUUUAUUAUUGCCACGACCUUCACACCAUCAAUAUAGCAAAUUCAAGGUCUUGCGUUACCGACACAUCUAUAUUUGCCAUCGCGAAAUUUGGAAAACAAAAAUUAAGAUGUGUGAAUUUCCAAUCACUACAAAGGAUCAGCGACAAUUCAAUUAUUGCAUUAUCAAAUUAUUGCAAAAAUUUGGUCUCAAUAAAUUUAAGUAAUUGUUCUUUAAUUACUUGUAAGGCUUUAGAAAGUCUUUUAACUGCUAAUAAGAACACUUUAGAAGAAUUUAUCAUUCAUAAUAUGAAAUCAAUUCCGAUUCUUGAAAGUUCUUUUAUUGAGCUACUCAUCAGAUGUCUUAAAUUAACGACACUCUCUAUUAGUCUUGGUUACAUAAUUCCCAAAUCAUUUGUUAAUCACUCUUCUUUUGGAUCUUCAUCAAAAUCUCCACCACUAUACACACCUAAAUCCUCCGGUAACGACGCUCAAUUAAUACUUGAUCUGUUUGAACAAUUCCAAAAUUUACAAGUAUUGUCGCUUCACAAUGUGCCGGAGCAUACAUCAACCGAAUUUUUGUGGAAUUUGUUUGAAAUAUGUGGAAGGUGUGGUAACUGUACGUUAAAGGAGGUUAAAAUUUAUAGAAUGAGUUAUGAAAGUGAUUUUAUUCUGGGUGGAUAUGCAAAAGUUAAGCAAAAUAAUGAAAUAAAUCAAGAAUCUGUUAGUAAUUUUAAUAAAAAUCAUCCGAAUGGUCCAAAUAUUAAGUUAUUGCUGUUAGAAGAAUGA